AUGGUUGGGGUACGAAGCCAGGAUCAUUCCAAAUCAAACACCGGAACCAAUUCAAAUACCAAUUCAACGUCUGGAUUAUCACUUACAGAUGUCAAAAAUAAUGGCCCACCCAAAAUUAACAUAGAAACCACUAAUGAUCACGCAUCGCCGUAUAAGUUAUAUUUGAAAAUAAAUGCUAAUCGAGCUGCCGACUUGGUCACGACAACAGAUGCAGAGAAGGACGCAAAUGCAAGUACAUCAAGGAAAUUCAUCAAUCCGGUGCUAGUAGCAAAGAUCAACGAUCAAAAGAAAGUGACUCACAGGAAAACCAAUACAAAUCAGCCGAGUUGGGAUGAUGAGUUAAAUAUCUCAUUAAAACGAGGUGACUUGUCGUCGAUAUUGACCAUCUCGGUAUGGGACAAACAUAAACGGUACAAGAAUUAUCUAGGAGAAUUAAGAUUGAGUUUAGAAAAGCUAUUUUUAAAAGAAGACGGCACUUUUAUUGAAAAGACAGAAUUAAAAUGGUACGGCCUUAGUUCCAAUUCCACAGUGCAUGCAUUUGUCACGGGGUCACUAUUACUUUCGUUUGAAUUGUUUGUAAAGAAAAGAAAAUCGAGUAAAGUCAAAGGAAAGGCGAACAUAGGGGCCAACAUUGGAGCACAGAUGCAAAAUUUGAGAAUAAAUGUAACAGAACAGGAAUUCAGAGCGUGGUUGAAAAGUUUGAUUGAACCAGAUUCGGGAGCACUUCACCUGUUGACACCCGAUGAGCAAGGAUUUUAUGAUGAUGCAAUGACAGAUGUAUCGGAGUUGGAGUCCGUAGCAACAAAGAAAUCUUCAAGUUCUGCCUUAAGCAACAAUGAAAAGAUACCCAACAACUCCAAAAAGGACAAGUUUCUUAGUGUUCGAGAUAAUGACAGGUAUGCAAACUCAUUAUCUGACCGGUCGUCAUAUUUAUCAACGGAUGCAUACAGUGAUGCGAACUCGUUUCAAGGAGGUGGAGAAAGAAAAGACAAACCCAAGAGGGGGUUGGGCCUAAGAAAAUCCAAGCAUGCUCAUAACGACCUUACCAAGGAUAGGAAGUUUGAAUUGAGAGGACGACAAGUAUUAGGUGUUGUGUUUAUUGAAAUUGUUUCUUGUGAAGAUUUGCCACCAGUUACAAACUUUACACGUACUAGCUUUGAUAUGGAUCCUUUCGUGGUUGUGACUUUUGGGAAAAAGACUUUUCGAACAAGUUGGAAGCGACACACUUUGCUGCCUAUUUUUAAUGAGCGUGUUGCCUUUGAAGUUUUAGCUCAUGAAAGUAACUUCACCGUCCAAUUUUCUGUGCUCGAUAAGGAUCGAUUCUCGUUUCAUGAUAAUGUUGCUCACAUUAAGUUGGCUCUUCGUGAUCUCAUUGAGCUAUCACCUUUUCAAACUAUUAUGGAUCGUGGUGUGUCUAGUUCAGAUGCAAGCAUCAAUAUAGAACCGGGAUAUUCUACCGGCGACAAUGAUACUAGCCUGAAGUCCAAUGUCAAAAUAUUGGAGGACGAUAAUAUAGUCAAGUCAGUUAGACGUGGAAGAUUUUCAAAUAGGAGAAAAAUCGUGGAAUCCACUGUGGAUACAUCAAAAUUCAAGGUUAUGUCUUUGAAUCUUGAUUUGCAUGAUCAAAAGUAUUUGGGAAAGUAUACACCAAAGUUGAAAAUCCGGGUCCGUUUCGAAACGUACAACGAGUUGAGAAAGGAGUUUUGGAGAGUGUUAUUAAAGCAGUACGAUUUGGGCGAUAGUAAGGAAGAAAAAGAGGCUUAUGACUACAUGGAAUUGGCGUCUCUUUUGGAUGCAUUGGGAACCAACGAUGCAGAUGGUUUAGUCGAGGAAUUUUUCAAAAACUUGAACAAGGAUGCAGCAGUUGACUCGUUGACCUAUGAUGAAAUCAUUGAGCAAUUGGAAAUCCAUGUGAGUUUAAAUGAUCAAAACUCAAACAGAUUAUUUGUGUUUGAAACUUGUCCCUUGUGUUCACAAAAGCGGCUCUCUAGGAAACAAGAUAUGGAUAUUAUCACGCAUUUUGCAAUCUGUGCAUCCAAGGAUUGGAGUAUUGUAAACAAGCUUCUUGUUUCUUCCUAUGCUACUCCGCGCCAUGCCACAAAGAAGUGGUACUCAAAAGCACUCAUAAAACUUACCUAUGGGAAGUAUAAGUUGGGUGGUAAUACAGCCAAUAUUUUUGUCCAAGACCGGUUGACGGGGAUUGUUGUGGAAGAGAAGAUGAGUGUUUAUGUUCGAUUGGGAAUACGUUUGCUAUACAAAGGUUUGGAUAAAGCUAAAUCAAAAAGGGUGAGGCUAUUAUUAAGCAGUCUUAGUAAGAAGCAAGGUAAAAAAUUUGACUCACCUCUGCUGAAGGCUGAUAUUGCAUCAUUUAUCAAGUUUCAUAAACUUAGUCUUGAAGAUUGUUUAAUCGAUAACCCUGAUAGGUAUCCAACUUUUAAUGAAUUUUUUUACCGAAAGUUGAAACCUAAUGCUCGUGUUAUUGAAGACAAGGAAAACGAAGGUAUUGUUUCUUCGCCAGCUGAUUGCAGAUGCACUGUAUUUGAUUCCGUCAACGAUGCCACAAACUUGUGGAUAAAGGGAAGAAACUUUACGUUGGCCAAGUUAUUUAAUGGGAAUUUUCAAAAUUUGAACCUGACCAAUUUAUAUAAACCUGAUCAAUGUUCAUUGGGAAUAUUUAGAUUAGCGCCCCAAGACUAUCAUAGGUUCCACUCUCCUGUAUCAGGAACUAUUGGCCAAAUCAAGUACAUCGACGGUGAAUAUUACACAGUUAACCCAAUGGCCAUUCGGUCAGAGUUGGAUGUUUUUGGAGAAAAUGUACGGAGUAUUAUUCCCAUAAAAACUAAAGAGUAUGGUACGGUUAUCAUGAUUGCUGUAGGUGCCAUGAUGGUUGGUUCAAUAUGCCUUACUAAACAAGAAGGUGAUUCCAUCGAACGAGGAGAAGAAGUUGGAUACUUUAAAUUUGGUGGAUCAACCAUCAUAUUAUUGUUUGACAGAACAAAGUUCAAAUUCGACAACGAUUUGAUAUCAAAUUCUAAAUCGCGUAUUGAAACAUUGGUUAGAGUUGGUCAAUCAAUUGGGCAUUCUCCCGAUGUAAAUGAAUUCAAGAGGAACUACGUUGAGUUUGAUCAAUUACCACAAACAACCAAAUUGCAAUUGAUUCGCGUGUUGACUGGUGGUGAUUUGACCGAUAAGCAUCAAUUGAGUAAUUGGGAAGCAAGCCGGGUCGAUGUUGGAGACGAUGAUGAGCUUUAUGCAUCGGAUUCUAACAUCAAUUUUGAUGAGGACUCUUCAAUGGAGGAAGAAGGGUCAAUAACAUCAGGGUAA
Lodderomyces margitis is the source of this 3324-nucleotide messenger RNA. It is a transcript of the gene PSD2, whose product is annotated as phosphatidylserine decarboxylase 2. The transcript has a single exon. The coding region runs from base 1 to 3324 and encodes 1107 amino acids. The record is from RefSeq and is a predicted model, not a curated record. Gene Ontology annotation, biological process: phospholipid biosynthetic process. Lineage: Eukaryota; Fungi; Ascomycota; Pichiomycetes; Serinales; Debaryomycetaceae. Gene Ontology annotation, molecular function: phosphatidylserine decarboxylase activity.